Orycteropus afer afer is the source of this 1284-nucleotide messenger RNA. It is a transcript of the gene TNFRSF25, whose product is annotated as TNF receptor superfamily member 25. The transcript is spliced from 9 exons. Gene Ontology annotation, biological process: signal transduction. NCBI's taxonomy places the organism in Eukaryota, Metazoa, Chordata, Mammalia, Tubulidentata, Orycteropodidae. Gene Ontology annotation, molecular function: protein binding. The record is from RefSeq and is a predicted model, not a curated record. The coding region runs from base 1 to 1284 and encodes 427 amino acids. Gene Ontology annotation, cellular component: plasma membrane.
AUGGAGCCGCGGCCUGAGCGCUGCGAUGCGGUGGCUGUGGUUCUCCUCCUGGUGCUGCUGGGAGCCCAGGGCCAGGGCAGCACAAUGGGCCCUGGGUGUGACUGUGGCCAUGACUCCCAGAAGAGGAAUGGUCUUUUCUGCUGCAGGGGUUGUCCAGCAGGCCACUACCUGAAGACCCCCUGUACAAAGCCCUGUGGGGCUGCCACCUGCCUUCCAUGCCCCCAGGGCACCUUCUUGGCCAGGGAGAACCACCAUGAGACCCGCUGUGCCCGUUGCCAGGCCUGUGAUGAGCAUGCCUUUCAGGUCGCCCUGGAGAACUGCUCAGCAGUGGCAGACACCCGCUGUGGCUGCAAGCCAGGGUGGUUUGUGGAGUGCUUGGUCAGACACUGCAGUGUUGGCUCACCCUUCCACUGCCUUCCGUGCUCAGACUGCAGGGCCCUGCACCGCCACACACGCAUGCCCUGUUCAGGCAGAGACACCGACUGUGGGACCUGCCUGCCUGGCUUCUACACACAUGGUGACAGCUGCACGCCCUGCCCCACGAGCACCCUUGGGAGCUGUCCUGAGCCCUGUGCUGCUGUCUGUGGCUGGAGGCAGAUGUUCUGGGUCCAGGUGCUCCUGGCAGGCCUGGUGGUUCCACUCCUGCUUGGCGUCACACUGACCUAUACGUACCGCCGCUGUCAGCUUCGCAAGCCCAUGAUUCCUGCUGAUCAAAGACCCCAACAAAGGGGUCUUACUAGGCAGACUGACCCUGGGGCCCGUCUAUGCUUCCAGGCCACCAACCCCUCAUCCCCAGACGGCACCCACACCCUUCUGACCCCACCUGGCAGCAGUGAAAAGGUUUGCACUGCCCAUUUGGUAGGCAACGCCUGGACCCCGGUCCCCACACAGAGCCAGGAGGCUCCCUGCCCAGAGGUGCAAUGGUCCUGGGACCAGCUGCCCAGCAGAGCCCUUGGCCCGCCUCUGGGGCCUGCGCUUCCACUAGAGCCUCCUGUAGCCUCGGCAGCAUCCAUGCUCCAGCCCGGCCCGCAGCUUUACGAUGUGAUGGACGCGGUGCCAGCUCGGCGUUGGAAGGAGUUCAUGCGCACGCUGGGGUUGCGCGAGGCGGAGAUCGAGUCCGUAGAGGUGGAGGUCGGUCGCUUCCGCGACCAGCAGUACGAGAUGCUCAAGCGUUGGCGCCAGCAGCAGCCUGCGGACCUAGGCGCAGUCUAUGCCGCCCUAGAGCGUAUGGGACUGGAUGGCUGCGCGGAGGACCUGCGCAGCCGUCUGCAGCGCAGCCCGUGA